Messenger RNA from Nymphaea colorata (pocket water lily), 1950 nucleotides. Its product is annotated as ankyrin repeat-containing protein At5g02620-like. Gene Ontology annotation, cellular component: plasma membrane. The transcript has 3 exons. Lineage: Eukaryota; Viridiplantae; Streptophyta; Magnoliopsida; Nymphaeales; Nymphaeaceae. Gene Ontology annotation, molecular function: protein phosphatase regulator activity; protein phosphatase 1 binding. The coding region runs from base 276 to 1949 and encodes 557 amino acids. The record is from RefSeq and is a predicted model, not a curated record.
UCCGUUUUGAUAUUUUUCAGACAUUAUUAGGUGCACUUUUAGAAAAGCACCUUCUUCUCCAGCUGACGGAAAGACAUGGAAAUUGCUUGGCAGGUGACUUGGUUUUCUUCCGUCAACUCUUGGGAAAAAAACAAAAAAAAUGGAGGAAAUGAAUGUUGUCCAAAUGGCGUGUCUUAGAGCCUUAAGUACAAAAAGUCGGAAGAAAUUCGGUGCCCUUGCUUGCAUUCAUUCUCACAAGAUCUUUCUCUGCAGCUCUCUGUGUGUCUGCAAUACUAAUGGAUGAGAGGCUACAGAAUGCAAGCAUUAAUGGGAACACCGCAGCCUUGGCGGAGCUGAUGAAGGAAGAAGAGGGGCGAGUCCUUCUGGACCAAGUGACGCCCGGCUCCGCCAACACCUGCCUCCACAUAUGCGCCAAUUAUGGCCAUGCCGAGUUCGCUGCCGAGGUGCUCCGCCUUCGGCCGGAGUUGGCGUCCGCCAGAAACAGGAGGUCGGAGACGCCGCUCCACGUUGCUUGCCGGGAAGGCAAAGCCGAGACCGCGCGGCUUCUGCUGGAGUCCAACCCUUCCCUUGCCUGCUGUGCUUUCGUUUCCGCCGGCGAUCAAAAGGGCGCCGACGCCAUGACGCUGGCGGCGCGCUAUGGGCGCGUGGAGGUGGUGAAGACGCUGCUGUCUGAUCGUUGGCUGCCCCUCUUCAGGGUGGAGGGCUCCCUGGUUUCUUCACUGCUUGAGGCUGCCUCCAGAGGUCAUGCAGAUGUUGUUCGAGAGAUAUUGAUGGUGGAACCUCGCGCCUCGAUAGAAGUGGACGAGCAAUGGUGUACUGCUCUGCAUCUAGCUAUAAGCAAUGGUCAUGUCCAGCUCGCGCAGGAACUCCUCGAUGGUAGCUAUGAUGCCUGUUUGCUGUGGAACAAAGAAGGAAGGACUCCAUUGCAUUUAGCAGCAAUGAGGGGAUUAAAGGAGAUUAUGGAUAAAAUUCUUUCAGUCGACUCGAAUCUAGCUUCUGUUUUAACGCAGCAGGAAGAAAGCAUUCUUCAUCUGUGCGUGAUGAACCGGCGGUUUGAGGCCUUGCAGUACUUGGUUGAGAACUACAACACGGAAACGAUAAUCAACUCGAGAGAUCAGAUGGGCAACACGGUUCUGCAUCUUGCAGCCUAUGAAAAAUCGCAUCAUAUGGUGACCUACAUAAUCAACAAUACAAGAAUCGUGUUGAAUACUGUCAACAAGAAGGGAUUGACAGCUCUAGACAUUGUGGAGUUUGAGAAGAGCAAUCACAGGUUGCAAAUGAUCUCCUCAUUGAGAAACGCAGGAGCCCGAAGCUCAAAGCACCCGAACCUAGCUUCAAAUGAUCUACCUAACAUUUAUGUAGACAUGGAGAACCCCUUAGCCCAAAAUGGGCUCCGCGAUCGCAACGGAAAGUACCACCGGAUCCACCGGGAAGGCCUGCAGAAUGCUCAGACCACAAUAACUGUUGUUGCUGUUCUGAUUGCCACGGUCACAUUUUCAGCCGGGCUUGCGCCGCCCGGCGGGAUGUAUCAGGACGGAGAUUCGAAGGGAAGGCCGAUAAUGGGCGACACGAGUCUAUUCAAGGUGAGCAAUGACAUGGCGCUCUUCACAUCGCUAGGCAUCGUCAUAGUGCUCGUCAGCGUCAUCCCCAUCAGGCACCGAGCCCUGACCUGGCUGCAGACGGUGACUGAUAAGGUGAUGUGGGUCUCUGUGUCGUUCAUGGUGGUGGCUUACAUGUCCGGCUCAUGGAUUACUUGGUCAAAUAAGAAAGGCAGCAGGCUGACUUUGGAGGUUGUCUAUGGGCUGGGUCUGGGCAUGUUGGGUGCAGUUUUGAUUUCUCUUCUUGUCAUGAUGAUCAGGAAACGGGUUAGCAAACUAGAGCAGACACAACGGCCUGACAAGUUUACAGAAGAAGCUUCCUUUGAUGAUUCUGCCAUGAGAAGGGGAUAGG